GCAGCGGGUGUCUUUAUUCAAUGCAUGAUCCAUCGCGAGACUUCCCUCUCCCGCAUAGCCCCUCGGACGGUACCCUUGGUUGCCUUCUCCUCCCAACUGCCUAGGCGUCGCACACUCUCGUGCACUGCACUCGUACGAGGCAUCAACAGUAUCACCAGAAUCAAAAGCUCGCCGCGAAGGCAACUACCCUAAGCGACUCCCUCGUCUUCUACCUCUGCGCAUCAUGGAGAGCCAUCGGCGCAGGCUCAUGGAGAAGGAUGCUGAGCGUACGGGAGGCGAUAUCCAGGCUCCGCCAGUACGGGACCGUCCGCGAGCUCAGAGCGAAGCAGCGGUACCGAGAAGUACACCUCUUCCCCGGAGAGACCAAUCCCGUCGCGCGGAGCCUGUGCCGACCACUCCAUUGUUGGACGCUCAUCCCUCGAACAUCGGGUCUGCAGGUAAUCCUAGCACUCAGACGGCUGUUCUUCCUAGUCCGGACUCCAUACCACCUCCAGCCUUACCUCACCCUCCAAUCAGCUCGAAAGGCUGGUCCAUCUCGGGCCUGCAGCGGCAGAACAGCAACUUCCAGGAUGUCCCUCGGGUCUCGUGGAAAGACGACUCGUGGAUCACGAAGGCCGAAGAGUACGAACGCCAAGGCAUGCCGCUCAUCGUCGAGGAUUGGCACACUCACCCGAAAUGGUGCGCUGGAUUCGACGCCGACCGGCUCGUAAUUAAUGACGGGGACAGUGUUCUGUCGGCGCGUAACGUUCAGGACUACAAGGAUAUAGAUAUGACACUUGCCGACUUCAUUGAUCACUCCCGCACGGCGACGCGGUCCGCAUCAAAAGACCCGCCUUUGUACGCCAAGGACGUCGACUGUCCUCAGGCAUGGCGAGAAUGGCUAUUCUCUGGCGUCCUCCCAAAAGGCAUACAGCCAGGUGGAACCGAAGACCUACUGGGACAUCUUCCCGUCCUUGUGGGUAACAUCUUGCUUCGACCGUCGGUCUCAACUCAUCUCCUUCAGGGACGAGUUGAGACGAUCAUGUGUUACUAUGGGAUCGGCGACACCUUCACGCCCUGCCAUAAGGAUCUUUGUGGGUCCACGGGCCAUAAUCUCAUGUGCCACACGGAGAAUGGCAGCUCCUUCUGGUUCAUGACCUCCUCGGAUGUUGCCCCAGAGGCCGCGACGUACUUCCAGGAAGAGCUCGGAAAGGAAUUGGACUGGGAGAAUCAUGCUACGACACUCGACGAGCUCGGGAAUGCACCCUUCACCAUAUACAUAGCCGAGCAGAAAUUGGGUGAUCUAAUCAUCAUUCCGCCGAGAAGUUGUCAUCAAGUCGUCAACCAGGGUGGUCUUACAAUGAAGCUCUCGUGGUCGAGGAUGACAGCCAAGGGCUUGACGACGGCGUUACUGUAUGAGCUGCCUAUCUAUCGGCGGGUUUGCCGACCAGAGAUAUAUCGUACGAAAUCCGUUCUGCACCACUCGCUCCGCCACUACACCGAGGAGCUGGCCGGGUAUUCACGAUUAGAGGCCCGCCGGAUGACCAAAGAGGCCACCGUUCUUGACUCAUUGGUCUCCCUCUUCGAUGGCGUGGUCCGUGAGGAGUAUGGCGAGCCGACUGACGACAAGAGCGAUGAUCACGAAGCUACAAUGAGGGACAUAUCCGGUCGCAACGCCAAAUCGCAGCGACGUCUUUCAUCGUCGUCCUCCUUACGCGCCAGGGGAAAGGACGACAAGGACGAGUCUUGUACGUUUGCAUGCGACUUCUGCGGAGCCGAUAUUUUCCAGAGCUACUUCAAGUGUGACCAGUGCUGUAUGCCGCCUGCUGCUGGUAUGCAGCAUGAAGGCGAUUCCCUCGUGAUAUGCCCCAGUUGCUACGUCGAAGGGAGGUCCUGCCGAUGCACCAACAUGACACCUACACAGCGCUGCAAGACACAAAGUCUCCUCGACGAUCGGAACAAGGCUGUGCACGUACUCCAACAAUUGGGCUUAGGCGAAGAUUCGCGUAUAACUGUUCUUACCCAGAAGGAUCUGAAAAACGGUGACGAUGUCUGUGUCUUCCAGGCCGCAUGUGCCCUGCGCACACGUCGAGCCCAGUCUCUGAGCAAGCUGGAUGAGCGUCGAACCUGUCACUUCAGUCACAUUUCGCAUCAGCUUCCGUACCUAUCGACGAUCUACUGCCACGGUUGUCACCACUCAUGGUGUCUGACACACCUCCUAGAAUCAGGCAUACAUGCAUCGGAGGCAUUCCUCGCACUCCCCAAGGAACUGGGAAAGGCGGACAACGGCCAGUGGCAUCAGGUUCACGGCCGGGCAAAGCUGAACUUCGGUAACAUCAAACCAGCCUUGACCAGUGUUGAGAAGACCGGGACCUUCGCGCCGGAAGCGGCCAAACUUGGUGCGAGGCUCGUGCUGGCUGCGCUGAGAUUCAGGAACUGCAGGGCUGUGAACAGCAUGUUCACGGUCCCCGGCUUCUAUGAUCAUGAUGUGUCAAUCAGAGAGUCCGAUGUGGCUGCGCCCGUUGACGACCCUCAAGUGAACACAAGACAAGACUCUGCAAUGACGGUCAGCCGCUCGCAAAUGCCCAUUUCGGCGGCUCUGCGUGUACGCUCGCCCGGGCCUGGUGCCCAGGACUCUCCCGAAAUGUUGUUUGCACACGCCGAGAGCCCCAUGCCCGACGACGUUGUCAUGUCAGACGAACAGGCUGUCCAGGCAUCCGGCGCCAACGUUCGACCUGACGCGCCCAUGGGGAUGCCCACAGGCGCUCCAAGUGAACGUCCGCGGACAACGAACUUGAAAAUUCCUUACGUCCUCAUACCCCCUGGGCCUUCUGAGCUAGCUAAGAGGAAGAGGGCUCCAGCUGAGGUGACCCAGCUGCCGCCAAAGCGAAGGCGGACAGAGGUAGUCAGACCUCGAGGCAAGAGUCCUAAUCCCGACUACGUUGACGAUGACUACGGGGGAGCCCUUGUCAACGUUAUGCAGUCAGCAUACAACCAGCCACAGCAAGAAGUACCGUCAAGGCGCCGGCGGGCGAUACGACGAGUCCAAUCCCCAGUAUCUGAACCCGACGACCCGAUACCCCGAGGCAGACACGGCAACCCGCUGGUAUCUCGCCCUCGGCCCUCACAAAUCAAGCCUUCACCGACAACAGAUAUUCAGCGUCAUCGUGAGAUGGUCGCCUCCAGCUCGAAGGUGUCCAAGUCCAAGCCUCGACGACAAGGGUAUCCGGGACCGUCCAUCGCUGCAUCAUCGCAACCACGGACCAGUGUUGCUGUCGACCUCGCUGCACAGUCGUCUGACGCAGACACUACCAACAAGCCUGUGCUGAUCCGUGCACCCCGGGGUAAACCUCCUGGGAGGCCAGCCAGCUGCGAUGUUCCGCCUGCGACGAGUCAUGCGCCACGGCCUAAAUUCGCGAGGAAUACACCUCGAGAACCUGGCCAGGUUGGUAGCACCGGUGCUGAUGCUGUCUCAGAUCUACAGAGACAGUUACAGCAAUCCGAGACCAGGCGACUGAAAGCUGAAGCUGAGAAGGGCCUCGUUGAGAAUAACUUGGCGAUGGUGACAGAAGAUCUGAAGGCCAUACAGACAGUAUACAAGAGAUCGAGGGAGGAUCAAUUGGAGCAACGUGGAGUGGCUUCCCACUACAAAUUGCUUCACGAGCAUUCAGAGCGGGAGCUUAGGGACGCAAAGGACGCCUUAAGGGCCAAGGACCAGCAAAGUGCGGAACAGACAAAGCAAAGUGCGGAACAGACAAAGCAAAUUGCGGACCAGACAAAACAAAUUGCGGACCAGACAAAACAAAUUGCGGACCAGACGAAGCAGCUGCAUGACUACCAAGAGGGAUUGCAAUAUUUAGCGAACCAGCUAGAAACCCACUUGCGUUCUGGCGUAGAUUUUCAGCGCCAUGUAGCCGUUCCCCAGGAUCUGCGACUCGGACCUAUCGUCGUCAACAACAUUCGACAGUUGGCGGAUCAGGUCGUCAACGUUCUCAUCACAGAGUCUAAUGCCAGUGAACUCCGACCACAAUCCCAAGUCCCAGGCCCGCUGAGUAUCGGGAUGCCGACGCCAGGCCCGUCUGCAACGCAGUUUAUGAUCGCUCCUCCGCCUCAACCAACUUCGUUUGGUCACAAAGGUCCGUGGACCGGAGGACGGCUUGAAGACUCCAGUCAGAUGCACAUGAAUGGAGGGCAAGGGCGCGGGUUUCCGAAUGGCUGGAGAGGUAACGGGCAUAGACUAUAUCCCAACCAGAGUCGUGGCCAGCCGAACCGCCGGGGAAGGGGUGGCUACGCGCCCAACGCGUCUCCAGAUCGUCCGUAUACGAGGUCUUCGUAUGGCGCCCCGGGCAAUGACCAUAGGGAAUGGGUUCCGAACGUGGCUAGUAGACGACGAUCGUGGGCCCCCGACCGUGAUCACGAAAGGGGGCAGCCGGUCAGCAGUCAACGACUGUCGUUGGAGGAACGCUUGCAGCCCGCUGACGGACCCAGGGAUCGUUCAACCUCCCCGCCCGUCCCUUCGAGUUCCCGUCAGAAGUCCAGCGAACCCCCGCGGCGAGAGCUAAGCACCUCUUCAAGCCGUGCACCCUCAAGGUCUGUUCGCGAUCAGAGCCGAGAACCUUCUCCGAUGCGAGACAGAGACUCCCCAUCCUGGUCACGAACGCCUGACUCGCCACGGUCUGUGUCGCAGUCGCAUGGAUACUGGGAAGACACGUACGAAAGAGACGAGAAUGACGAUGGCGACGAUAUUAAGCGAUCGUCGCCCCUGUCGAGUUUGUCCUCAUCCUCCGGUUUAAGAGAUGUUCGUAGCCCAGACCCUGGGUACAGCGACACCGAUCGUCGAACCCCGUCUCCUGAACGAUCCUCUAGUUGAUCAAUCCCCCAAAUCCCUAGUGCACUUGCAUGACAACCCCCAAACUACUGAAAUGUGUUUGUUCUAUUCCAAAGCCAUCGUCCUACCGCAUCUAUGAUAUCGGCGACACUGUAUUAUUACGUUGUAGAGUAUGCAUAAGUGUACCAUUACCUCGAUGGUUAUAUCGCGUGGACGCCCCUCCCUCAGUUCGAGUCGUCU
Messenger RNA from Rhodofomes roseus, 5047 nucleotides. RefSeq lists its product as uncharacterized. Lineage: Eukaryota; Fungi; Basidiomycota; Agaricomycetes; Polyporales; Fomitopsidaceae. Bases 224 to 4849 code for a protein of 1541 amino acids. The transcript has 11 exons. The record is from RefSeq and is a predicted model, not a curated record.